Blastomyces gilchristii SLH14081 is the source of this 729-nucleotide messenger RNA. RefSeq lists its product as uncharacterized. Lineage: Eukaryota; Fungi; Ascomycota; Eurotiomycetes; Onygenales; Ajellomycetaceae. The record is from RefSeq and is a predicted model, not a curated record. The coding region runs from base 1 to 729 and encodes 242 amino acids. The transcript is spliced from 3 exons.
AUGACAGGCAAGGCCAAUGUCGAGGAUGAGCGGAUGAGACGGGAUAAAACAGAGAGGUCGAUUCACUGCGGUAGCUACUGGAAAGAUUCGGGGAAUGUUACUAUGGCUUGUUUUGUAGUUGUGCCAGAAGAAAAAAUGAAAAAUAAAAAAAAUGAGCGGGAGAAUGCGAUGGAAGGCAAUGAGCUGAGAUUGGCUGGUGAGGGGACGAAUAGAUGGCCUAACCAACGGCGGAGGGGUUUUGAGAAGGACACCGGAGCCCAGACCAAGCCGCCAGCACAAGCGCGGGCGUCCAUUGGCCAAUCGGCGUGGUUUGCGGGGCGAGAGCAGCAGGAGACAGAGCCGCUAGUCGAUAUUAAGUAUUUGCCUGGCGCUGGUUUAGAAGAGGCGCUGGUUGAUUAUAAAUCCAACCGUGGGGGCCAUCUUCCUCCCCUUGUGGCUUUUUCGGGAUGUCAGACGGCGCUCAAACUCUCCGCGCAACUUGCAAAGUUGCAAGGAACCUUUUUGCCAUCCCCCUCCCUGUUUCCGCGCCCUGAGAACUUUAUCACGCCCAAUCUUUCUGGUUGGCUCCCUCGGCUCCACCGACGUCAGCCUCCAUCCCGCAAUGACUCAACUGCCGGGCCACCCAUCUCCGGAUACAAUUACCCCGAACUCCGACUCGACUCCAAUUUUAAAAUGUUCGCAGGUUAUGUACAGUAUCGUAUCCUUGAAGAGGCCCGGUCGAGAAAAUAA